GCGGCUGGCGGAAGCGUGCCGACAAAAACCGGUUCUCUUUCAUGUGGCCCUGUCCGCUAUGCCAGACCGGGCAGUCACUCGCUCUACACAUCGCAAGGAACUUGCCACAUGUACUAUCCGUGUGAGAGAAAACAAAAACUUGAUUUGGUAUAACGUCCCAGUGUCAAUGUUCAGCGACUACGAAACGUAUGGCGGUGCACAGCUGCAAGUCUACACGACGUGAAGGAUCCCGGAGCUUGGAGCACUUCAUCAUGAAGUACGGAAGCUGAGUUGCGGACGGACUGUGGGCAACACGACAUGUGAUGCACAGUGAUGUGGCAAUAGUGCUGUUUGUGUGAUACACCGUCAAAUUUUGUAACUAGACAACGUCACUGCAAGCAUACUAUGGUGAUCCGCGUUCGCAAAAACUAGUCUUUCGAAGGCGUAUUGUGGGUUACACCCCAGGAAGCUGGGUGUCAUUGUGGCUUUUUCUUCUUCUUUUUCUUGUCUAAAAGGGAGUAAGUUGUGUGUGAUGUGAGAACCACCCUUAGUCUUUGUUUGCAAAUGCAACACGGAAGCAGCCUUGUAUCUUCUCGGAAGCUGAACUAAAGUGUCAGUUCCGAACCGGUCCUACAAUAAUGCAGUCCCCGAUUACCAAAGCGGCUGCAUAUGCCCUGUUCUUCGCCGGUGUCUGCCUCAUAAUAUGGUGCAACUUACUAACAAUGUACCCAACGCGACUCAAUGACAGGAACGCUACGAUCGUUGAUGUCCAUGUGAACCAGAGUGUUGUUCGUCCCCAUAGGGAGCCCUCGGAAACUAUUAAUGUGGCGUUCGUAGCGAAGUACGCGUUUCGGAACAUGAAAGUCGGCCGGACUAUGACUCGAUGUUUGAAGAGCAUCCUGAAACACACGAACAGGACAUUGCAUCUGCAUGUCCUGGCGGAUCCGCAAAGUUUCCAGCGGUUGAGUCGAGUGCUGUACUUGAUUGGGGAAGAGGCGAAGGGCAAGUUUGACGUGUCGCUGUACAACAUCACCGCGGUUGAGGCAGACAACAAACCCGUCAUCAAGAUCCUGCGAACGCUCUUCUUCACGAAAGACGUUGGACGCUAUAACGACGACAUGUUUUUCAUCACUGAAAUAUUCCACCGAGUGUUCAACCUCAGAAGAAUCAUAUUCCUGGAUCUCGAUCUUCAGUUUGAGGUCAACAUUGGUGAACUUUACGACAUCUUUCGCUUAUUCAAGCCUCAGAACCUCAUUGGAAUCGGCAAUGACCUGCAACCGCAAUACCGCAAAGACUUCGCGAAAUAUCGUUCCAAGCACAACGAAACCGAUGUUGGAAGUCCACGACCUGGAAGACAAGGCUUCAACACUGGCGUCAUGCUUAUGGACUUGGACAAAAUUCGUGGAUCCAAGCUGUACAACGGGCUUCUUGGGUACGAUGCCUUAAAGCAGCUCUGCGACAAGUACCAGUUCAGAGGAAUGUUGGGACACCAAGACUUUUUUACAUUACUUGGAAUGGAGUUCCCGGAAUGGUUCCAUGUCCUGGACUGUGUCUGGAACCGCCAACUAGACACCGGCUGGCGCAACAGUGUGGGAGAAAAAAUCUUCGAAAGUUACCAUAGGUGCCCUGGUAGGGUAAAGGUGUACCAUGGAAAUGGCAACGCCAGGAUACCAGAUGACGACCCGUGAGGCAGUGAGCAGGAGAAAGUGGCGGUCAGUGAAGAGUGACCUAAAAUGAAGGUUCUUGGGCUAUUAUGAAGCUCAACUGUUGGCGUCUGAGGUGGAACUUGCGCGCAUUACGCUAAAACCAUAAGAAACCUGGGCAUGUCACUUCAACAGGCUAUAUGUGACGCGCAUUCUGUAGGUCCACAGUUUUCCAGCACAACGCUGUCAUGCACAAUCGCCGCUGCUAAUCUGUCAAACUUUUCUUAGCGCCCUGCUUGGUGAUGUUAAUGUGUUUCUGACCUAUGCGAUGCAGUAAACAGUCCAAUGUUCAAGACUGUUUACACAUUACGGUGUAUACCACAUAUGCUACAGUACGCGCGAACUCUUUCAUAGACAGUGAAGACAGAUUAUUCCUGAGAACUGGUUGCAGAUUCAACGUCAACACGUAAUGCAGAACAGGACGAUAGUACUAGACCUAAGAAUAUGAGCUGGAAGAAAAUGUACUCGUACACCUCACAGAAAAACGAAUGUUUUUUCCUCACUCACUGUGAAAUUAUUGAAUGUGAUGUCCGUCUAAAGGUCAAUAAAAUGAUCGUGACGCCUAAAGAGACAGUCAUGAGCUGCCAA
Molecule: messenger RNA, 2270 nt
Organism: Ornithodoros turicata
Lineage: Eukaryota; Metazoa; Arthropoda; Arachnida; Ixodida; Argasidae
Product: xyloside xylosyltransferase 1-like
Exons: 2
Coding region: 618-1667 (349 amino acids)
Biological process (GO): protein O-linked glycosylation via N-acetylgalactosamine
Cellular component (GO): endoplasmic reticulum membrane
Molecular function (GO): xylosyl alpha-1,3-xylosyltransferase activity
Source: RefSeq, a predicted model, not a curated record